AUGGUGAACAUUACGGAGAAGAUCAAAGAGAUUGAGCAUGAGAUGAGUAUCACGCAGAAGAAUAAGGCUACAAAUUACCAUCUUGGUCUAUUGAAAGGAAAACUAGCCCGUCUUCGCGCACAACUCCUCGAGCCCGCAGGAGGUGCAGGUGGUGGCGGAGGAAGCGGAUUCGAUGUAUCCAAAUCUGGAGAUGCGCGCAUAGCACUUGUCGGUUUUCCUUCGGUAGGAAAGUCUACUUUCCUCUCCAGAGUCACGAAGACAAAGUCAGAGGCCGCAUCGUACGCCUUCACUACCCUUACAGCAAUCCCCGGUGUACUCGAGUAUGGCGGCGCCGAGAUUCAGGUCCUGGAUUUGCCAGGUAUCAUCGAGGGUGCUGCAGAGGGCAAAGGACGGGGAAGACAAGUCAUCAGUGCAGCGAAGACGAGCGAUCUCAUCUGCAUGAUUCUUGAUGCAACGAAGAAAGCAGAGCAGAGGCGGUUGCUAGAAGCCGAGCUGGAAGCUGUGGGUAUCAGGCUGAACCGCGAGCCACCAAACAUCUAUCUCAAGCCUAAAAAGGCCGGCGGCAUGAAGAUCAACUUUCAGGUUCCACCCAAGCAUCUCGACGAGAAGAUGGUCUACAACAUCCUCAAAGACUACAAGAUGCUAAACUGCGAAGUACUUGUCCGGGACGAAGACGCUACAGUUGACGACUUCAUCGACGUCAUCAUGAAGGAUCACAGAAAGUAUAUUAAAUGUCUCUACGUGUACAACAAGAUCGAUAGCAUUGGUCUACCUCACUUGGACGAACUGGCACGUGAACCACACACGGUCGUCAUGAGCUGUGAGCUCGAUCUCGGUAUUCAGGACGUUGUGGACAGGUGUUGGGAAGAGUUGAGGUUGAUCAGGGUGUACACCAAGAGGAAGGGCAAUGACCCCGAUUUCUCAGAGGCGCUGAUCGUACGACACGGAAGCACAAUUGAAGAUGUCUGCGAUCAGGUGCACCGGACACUAAAGGAGACGUUCAAACAUGCUUUGGUCUGGGGCGCGAGUGCUAGGCAUGUGCCACAGAAGGUGGGUCUGGGACAUGUAGUGAGCGAUGAGGAUGUUGUCAGCAUUGUGGCGAAGUAA
Molecule: messenger RNA, 1107 nt
Organism: Alternaria atra
Lineage: Eukaryota; Fungi; Ascomycota; Dothideomycetes; Pleosporales; Pleosporaceae
Exons: 6
Coding region: 1-1107 (368 amino acids)
Biological process (GO): cytoplasmic translation
Cellular component (GO): cytoplasm
Molecular function (GO): GTPase activity; GTP binding
Source: RefSeq, a predicted model, not a curated record